AUAUAUAUAUAUAUAUAUAUAUAUAUCGUGCAAUCCAAAUGAAAAAUAUCGCUUUAAAAAGUAUCGUAAAUCUCAAUAGAAUUAUUUUCCACGUAAACUGCCUAAAAAUAGAAAUACCCCAUGUUUUUAAUUAAAACGAAGAAGAAAAUGAGUAUUUUUCUCAUCGUUAAAUUGAGAAAUGUAAUCUUUAAGACAAAAUAAUAUAAAGAAAUGUCCGAAUGAGUGGAUUUAUCAAUUAUGUUGAUCAUUAUGUCGAUACGGAACGAUUGGAAUUAAAAUUGAAAUAAUAUGUUAAUAAAAAUGAAAGGUAUAGGCGCAAAUGACAUAAAAACAAAAAUAAAAAAACAGAAGAAAACCCUUAUCAUAAUUUGAUCGUUCUUUUGAAAUUUCUUUAUGCGUGCCAAAAAUAGUUACGUGACAAAAUAAAAAAAAAAAAAAAAUAGAAAAAAGAGAGCAAUUAUUGACUUCCAAUAACUUAUAUGUCUUUCAUUUCGAAAAAAAGAAAAGAUUAUAAUUUUCUUACCGAUCGCGAGUUAAUUGUAGUUUCUUAUUUGUAUUCUUUUACAGAAGCUUCGUUUCAAUUUUGAACAUUAAUUAUUUAGAAUUGAUUUCAAAGGACCGACUUUAUUAUGAUCAAACGAAAAAUCACUACGGUUCUAAGCAAGAAUAUAUAUUGUACAUAUAUACAUAUGUGCAUGUGUAGGUACAAUAUUUCACCAGAGGAGUUAUUAUAUUUUAUAUGUAUAUGAAUGCUGUGUAACUUUUUUUAUUAUAUAUUUAUCGAGGUUGUAUCAUGGCGCAAAGAAUGCUCGUAACCAAGAUAUUGUAACGGAUGUAAAAUGUAUAGUUUCACAUAUCUCGUUGUUUCUUUUAAACUAACUUUAAAUAUAUUACGCUGUGAAACAGUGGUGUGCCAUUGUUUAAAUUGUUGCGGAGUAUGUGUUUGAUAUGAAGAGAAAUGAAAUAUAAUUGUGGAAUUUAUAAUUUUGUGUACGAGGUGUGCCUUAAGUAAUUAUAUAUAUUAUUAUAUUAUAUAUAUAUAUGUAUGUAUGUGUGUGUAUGUGUAUAUAUAUAUAUAUAUAUAUAUAUAUAUAUAUAUAUAUACACCAUACUCUUUCUUAAAACGAACAGGUAGUAUUUUUAUACUAUAACCUCAGCUACGUAUGUUACUUAAAUACAUAUAAUGUAAGACGUUAAUGAGCGAAGACUUCGAAGCAAAUUAAUAUGGAGAAUUUAAACAAUUUUUUAUCUAACUAAAAAGCGUACUUAGCAAAAUGUGAACUUUGAUAGUGUAUGAAACAAUACGAUAAUUAAUGUUACUUAGUAUAGAAAACAUUGUUACCGAAUCAGAAAGGUUUUAAAGUAUUGUAAAAUUGUAAAAUACAUUGAUCAAAAACUCGUCUAUAUUCAUUCGUAUUUUGUUGAAAUAAAUUUGUAUUCGCGAAAUAUCAAUAAUAUGAUUAACGAUUUUUUUGUAUAGAAGAAAGAAAAAAAAGAAAAACUCCAUACAAAGCAAACGUUGUCUUUGUUCGACGUACAAUCUUAUUGGAUAUUCCGUUCGAUUGUAGUAAGAAUGAAAUUAUUCUAUCUGAUACUAUUCGAAGAACGAAACACAUUUUGGUUCCAUCGGAAAUGACCAAUAGAUAAUCUUCUUUCGGAUGUAACGAAUACCUACGAAUGUUAUGAAAUUCUUUGUAGGUAAUAUUUCUUUCCGAUAUCCUUUUAAAUUAUCUUAUAUAUGAAAUAAUUCAAACAUAUAAUUACAUAGAUAUUAAGCAAAUACAAUUGUUUAUGAUAAGCUAUCUUCUUACCGUAGUCUUUCGUUUAUCUUAACAGUGAGAUAACAUUGUUUUAUCUAUAAUUUCUUUCUAUGCAAACGAUAAAAAAACCUGUCACGAUUUCCGUAAAAAUAUAGAAACAGUUACAUUUCUUAUCAUAUAAAGUGUCAUCAAGUGCUGCUGCUAAAGUCUCUUCGUUAUUAUAAAAAAAAAAAGUUAUAAUAUACUCUCGCUCGAAUCCAAUCUAUCCAAUUUAACGUUUUAAAAAGGGAAUGACGAUUUCAAUCGUAGUUUAAAUAAAAAUUCAGCACUACUUCUCCCAUCGCAGUAAGAUUUCUCGUUCAUGAUCAAGCUGCGGCUUAGUGGCGACUCUUAAGUAACGUACCGUCAUGGCGACAUUACCGCCACGAAAAAAUCCAACCGCGACGAAAAUUUCGAAGCAACAGUUGACUCCUUUACAAACGCUUUUACAACUUGGAUUUCCGAAACAUCGAGCGGAAAAAGCAUUAGCUGCUACUGGACAUCGUGGUGUUCAACUUGCUUCUGACUGGUUACUUGCCCAUGUCAGAGAUCCUACUUUAGAUUUUAUUACACACAGACAAUAUGUGUUAUAUGCUUGUCCUACAGGAGCAUUGGCAGAACAUCUUUUAACAUUUUGGGCAGAAAGCAAAGAGUUAGGUUGGAAUGGAGCACAUAAUUUUAUACCACAUAUUACGCUUGUAUCUUUUUUUCAAGCAUCUGAUGAAUUAACGUCAGAACUUGUAAGUUCUCUUGAAAAUAUCAUCGAUCUAGAUGAACUUUGCGACCGUAUCGAUUUGGAAACGUACGUUUCACCCAACUUUAUGGGACUUUUUGUCAAAGAUGCAGAUACAAAAUGGCUUACAAAAAUUUCUACCAAUUAUGUUGAUAAACUAACAAGCUUAGGUAUUACUGCUAAACCUCAAGUAAAAUCAUUGCAUCUCACAUUGGCUUAUCAAUUUCCUAGCAACUUAUUUCAACCUCUUCGUUUGAUGGUUGAAAAGUUGGGACCAACUACACCAGACAAUUGGGAACUUAGAUUAUACUCUAGAGAUCCUAGGUUACAAAAUUCGCAUGUCCAUAAAGUUAUACAUGCAUAUACAUCUAAAGAACACGAUGACUUAGAAUUAAGAGUAGGAGAUUACGUUUAUAUACCAGAAGGAGCAUGCGAUGCUUCUACCGAUGGAUGGGUUGAAGGUACUUCCUGGUUAACAGGAACUUCAGGACAUUUACCUUUAAAUCAUACAAAACGAACAGCUGAAUCAGAUUCAUGGACACUGCAUACUACUAUACAAAUUAAUAAUAAGAAAAGUGAAAUUGUGGAAGAAGAGGCAAUGCCAAAAACAAGAAAACAACAACCGUCAUUGCUAUCUAUGGAAGAUUCUGUAGAUACGCCAGAUGGAGUAGAAAUAAAUAAAGAAUCAAUAGAGAAGGCCUCUUCAUCACCUGUGGUUUCUGCAAGACAGAUCUUCAUAUGUCGUCAUGGAGAGAGAGUAGAUUUUACAUUUGGUGCAUGGAUCCCAUAUUGCUUUGAAGAAAAUGGUUGUUACGUACGUAGAGACCUAAAUAUGCCAAAGGAGAUACCACUAAGGAAUAUACGAGACUUUCAGAACGAUAGUCCUUUAACAACUGUUGGAGAAGUACAAGCAGGAUUGGUUGGUGAAGCAAUGAAAUCAUCUAACAUAAAAAUAGAUGUUGCUUUUACUUCGCCAUCUCUCAGAUGUGUUCAAACGCUUGCUCAUAUUUUAAAAGGCUUAGAUUUAGAUAUACCCAUGAAAAUAGAACCAGGUUUAAUAGAAUGGUUAGCAUGGUAUCCAAACGGUAUACCCGUCUGGAUGACUUCCGAAGAAUUAAUUAAUGCAGGUUUUAAUGUGGAUAAAAAUUAUAGCCAAAUAAUUCAAGCAAAGGAUCUUCCAUUAAAAGAAAAUGCAGCACAGUAUUAUGAAAGAAGCUAUGAAUUAAUUAAACAAAUCAUUGAAAGUACGGUAGGUAACAUUCUCAUAGUAGCUCAUGCUGCUUCUUUAGCAGCUUGUACUAAACAGCUCACUGGUGGUCAGAUACCACCAGCAGCAGAAGUAACGAAAUUAGUUCAACGAGUGCCGUACUUGGCAUGUUUAGCCGCUCGCGAAGGGUUGAAUGGGUGGCAACUUCAUCCACCUCCUUUUCCUCCUAUCACGCACACUAGUAAUAGUAGAUUUGACUGGAAAGUCUUAAUGUAAAAAAUAUGGAAAAUAUUGAACAAUUGAACUAUACUUUGAAACAUAAUAGAAUCGCAAUUAUAAAAGACUGUCAUGAUACAAUGAAUUUUAUAUAAAAGAAUAGUUGAUAUUGAAAUUAUCGAAAUCAAGAAGAAAUACAAGCAGUCUUGCUUCAAAACAUAUAAUACAAAACAUAUGAUAUUUUCUUGUUUAGAAAU
This is a messenger RNA of Vespula pensylvanica (western yellowjacket), 4212 nucleotides long. It is a transcript of the gene Epp, whose product is annotated as protein UBASH3A homolog. Gene Ontology annotation, molecular function: protein binding. Bases 2168 to 4015 code for a protein of 615 amino acids. The record is from RefSeq and is a predicted model, not a curated record. The transcript has 4 exons. NCBI's taxonomy places the organism in Eukaryota, Metazoa, Arthropoda, Insecta, Hymenoptera, Vespidae.